This is a messenger RNA of Beta vulgaris subsp. vulgaris (sugar beet), 438 nucleotides long. RefSeq lists its product as uncharacterized. NCBI's taxonomy places the organism in Eukaryota, Viridiplantae, Streptophyta, Magnoliopsida, Caryophyllales, Amaranthaceae. The record is from RefSeq and is a predicted model, not a curated record. Gene Ontology annotation, biological process: DNA repair; telomere maintenance. The transcript has a single exon. Gene Ontology annotation, molecular function: DNA helicase activity. Bases 1 to 438 code for a protein of 145 amino acids.
AUGACGUUGGAACACGCUAAAUUGUUUAAGGGUCUAACUGUUGAGCAGUCCAUCAUUUAUCGCAGAGUAAUGGAUGAUCUGUCGAGUCAAGAAGGAGGUGUGUUUUUCGUCUACUGCUACAGAGGUACCAGAAAAACAUAUGUUUGGAAGACAUUAUGUGCCGCAGUAAAGAAGAUGGGCGAAAUUGUAUUGCCUGUAGCUUCGAGUGGAAUUGCUUCUCUCCUCCUUCCACGGGGAAGAACGGCGCAUUCGAGAUUUGGUAUCCCUCUGAAUGUAACUGAGAAUUCUACAUGUGCCAGAAUUCGUCUUGGGUUGGAUUUAGCCUAUCUUCUCAUCAAGACAAAACUUAUUAUAUGGGAUGAAGCGCCCAUGAUGCAUAAGUACUGUUUCGAAGCACUCGAUAGAAGUUUGAGGGACAUAAUGGGGUUAGUUGAUUAG